Molecule: messenger RNA, 2139 nt
Organism: Closterium sp. Naga37s-1
Lineage: Eukaryota; Viridiplantae; Streptophyta; Zygnematophyceae; Desmidiales; Closteriaceae
Source: the annotation of a GenBank genome assembly
AUGACCGCUAUUGAGGAGAUGGCUGGCAUGGACAUUCUGUGCAGUGACAAGACUGGUACACUGACGCUCAACAAGCUGACCGUUGACAAGUCAAUUAUCGAGGUCUAUUCCAAGGACGCGGAUCAAGACCUUGUUCUCCUGCUGGCUGCGCGUGCUGCUCGCACAGAGAACCAAGACGCCAUUGACGCUUGCAUUGUGGGAAUGCUUGCUGACCCCAAGGAGGCUCGGGAGGGUAUCACGGAGGUCCACUUUUUCCCCUUCAACCCUGUGGACAAGCGCACGCAAAUCACCUACACGACGCCUGAUGGCAAAAUGUACAGGGCGUCGAAGGGUGCGCCUGAGCAGAUCCUCGACCUCGCCUAUAACAAGAAUGAGAUCGCUGCUCGCGUGCAUGCCACAAUUGCUGGGUUCGCUGAACGUGGUCUUCGGUCUCUCGGCGUUGCUCGCCAGGAAGUCCCUGAAGGCGUCAAGGACGCGGCUGGUGGUCCGUGGGAGAUGGUAGGCCUCCUUCCAUUGUUCGACCCUCCUCGCCAUGACAGUGCAGAGACCAUCAAAGAGGCCCUGAAGCUUGGCGUGAACGUGAAGAUGAUUACUGGUGAUCAGCUCGCCAUUGGCAAGGAGACAGGCCGGCGUCUAGGCAUGGGAACGAACAUGUACCCAUCCUCUGCGCUUCUGGGCCAAGGAAAGGAUGCCUCCUUGAUUGGCGUCGACGUGGCAGACCUUAUUGAGAAGGCCGACGGGUUUGCCGGCGUCUUCCCAGAGCACAAGUAUGAGAUUGUGAACCAGCUGCAAAAGAAGAAGCACAUCGUGGGCAUGACUGGUGACGGUGUGAACGACGCCCCUGCUCUCAAGAAGGCAGACAUCGGUAUUGCCGUGGACGACUCCACAGAUGCUGCUCGAAGUGCUUCGGAUAUUGUCCUCACGGAGCCUGGUCUCAGCGUUAUCAUCCAUGCGGUUCUCACCAGCCGUUGCAUCUUCCAGCGCAUGAAGAACUACACCAUCUAUGCCAUCUCCAUCACCAUCCGUAUUGUGCUUGGCUUCAUGCUCAUCGCUCUCAUCUGGAAGUUCGACUUCGCCCCCUUCAUGGUUCUUAUCAUCGCCAUCCUCAAUGACGGAGCUCAUUCCUGUUCUUGUUCCAUUUUCUCCCAUUCUCACUCGUAUUCUGUAUUCACCUCCAUUUUCCCUCCUCCCUACCCCCCACUCCCUUCCCCUCACUCUCCAACUCCCCGCCUCCUUCCACCUCUCCUCCCUCAUCCCUCCUUCUGGCUCCUCCCCCUGAUGCAACCACCUGUUCUGCCAGGCACCAUCAUGACCAUCUCCAAGGAUAGGGUCCUUCCGUCGCCAACCCCGGACAGCUGGAAGCUCUCGGAAAUCUUUUGCCAGGGCGUGGCGUUUGGGUCCUACCUAGGAAUUAUGAGUGUUGUCUUCUUCUGGGCUGCCUACGAAACAAACUUCUUUGAGCGAACCUUUGGUGUGGAGUCUCUUCAGAAACCCCCCAAUGCUGAUCCCAACGGGGAACUCACUGAGUCACAGAUGAAGCUCAUGUCUGCGCUCUACCUGCAAGUCUCCAUCAUCUCCCAGGCGCUCAUCUUUGUCACUCGCUCCCAGAGCUUCUCCUUCCUCGAACGCCCUGGCCUUCUGCUCAUGGUGGCCUUCGUUGUCGCUCAGCUGAUUGCCACCUUCCUUGCAGUGUAUGCCAACUGGGGCUUCACUUACAUCAUGGGAUGCGGCUGGGGAUGGGCCGGUAUCGUCUGGCUCUACAGCCUGGUGACAUACAUCCCUCUGGACUUCAUCAAAUUUGCCGUCUCCUACAUGCUCUCUGGCAAGGCCUGGGAUCUGCUUACAGAGAACAGGGUCACGUUCACCAAGAAGGCCAACUUUGGUAUCGAGGAGAGGCAGGCACGGUGGGCCACGGCACAGCGAACCCUCACUGGGCUCCAGACCGUUGCUGCUGACGAGGCUCCCACGGUCCUGGCUGUGCUCGGCACUGCUGGUGGAGCUGAUGCAGCUGAGGCUGCUCGCCGUCGUGCAGAAAUCGCCAGGCUGCGGGAGGGUUUGACGCUCAAGGGUCAUGUGGACAACAUUGUGAAGCUCAAGAACAUCGACGUGGAUACCAUCCAGCAAUCCUACACUGUCUAA